Annulohypoxylon truncatum is the source of this 3061-nucleotide messenger RNA. RefSeq lists its product as uncharacterized. Lineage: Eukaryota; Fungi; Ascomycota; Sordariomycetes; Xylariales; Hypoxylaceae. The record is from RefSeq and is a predicted model, not a curated record. The coding region runs from base 253 to 3045 and encodes 930 amino acids. The transcript has a single exon.
CGGUGCAAUAUUCGCCGAGGUAGCAAUAUACUACGCAAGCCAAGUUACAUAGCUCCAAGCUUGCAGCUUGCAGUUUAUCCAAGAGCUCCAACAGUCCACACGUCAAGAAUUGGAGAAUGGCUUCUCCACAGACGCCCAUUAUAUAAAUAAAUAUGAACUCGGCCGACUUCAAAAACUGGUCUCGAUGGAUCCAAGGCUUCAAAGAGGCGCAGAAGACCCCCAUCGCGAUCUUUACCUCCGAACCUCGCGAGGAUGUCGGUGCGACAAGGGCUAAGACUGCUCGCCCUUUUAGGCUUGUCCAAUGCUGCAUCGGCCCAGAACUAUCCUAACAGCAGCAGCUCAGCAAGCGAUACUGUUGCUGUAAGCUGGAUCGGUGAUACGCCGAAGAUCAACUCCGGAACGACUUUUGGGCUCCCUUGGCCUCGGGGAAAAUACCAAGCCAACUCGACUACCUUCGCCGCUCAUGAGGGGGAUAGUAACGACCAGGUACCGCUCCAGUCGUGGGUUCUGGCAUCCUGGCCAGACGGUUCGAUAAAAUGGUCCGCGCACGCUGUAGGUGCCUCCGAGACGGUGUAUGACGAGUACAAAGUCACGGCAUCAACCACUGGUGGAAGCAAUGCAAAGAGGUCAUCAAACUCAUCUUCUUCCGGGUUGACUGUCAGCGAGUCUGAUUCUCAAGCUACCGUCGACACGGGAAAAAUCUCCGCGACAUUCCCCAGGUCUGGAAGUAUUCUCGUGGGUGAAAUCAAGACAUCAAGCGGUAAGGUUGUCGGCCAAAAUGGGCGAUUGAUACUACGAUCUCAAUCCGGUGUCGAGGAUGAUGAUGAUGAUGGAAACUCAACGUCCAUUAACAAAUUCCAAUUCGAAAGUAAUGUCGAUAAUUCCACUAUUGAGUACGACGACAGCUCCAUAAGAGCGCUGGUGACAGUCCGCGGUACACAUAAAGUUACCUCAGGCGCACAUGAUGACUUGCUACCAUUCAUUCUCCGCUUUUACCUAUACGCAAACUCGGACAUCAUCCGAGUCGUCCACACCCUCAUAUUCGAUAACAAGGUCGACCAGGACUUCAUCUCAGGUAUCGGAAUUCGUUUCGAUGUUCCACUAAGUGGCGAAGAAUUAUACAACCGUCACAUCAGGUUGGCCGGCCCAGACGGGGGUCUCCUCCGUGAAGCUGUGCAGGGCAUCACAGGACUUCGGAGAGACCCUGGGGAAGAAGUCCGGACUGCUCAGUACAAUGGUACAGAGACACCAGAUGUUUCGACUUGGGAUACUACAGUCUCUUCCAGGUUAAAGUGGAUUCCUCCGUGGAGUGACUACAGCCUGACACAAUUGUCACCCGAUGGGUUCACGUUGAAAAAGCGGACGAAGUCGGGUCAGGGUUGGGUCAAGGUUCCCGGAGGCACUCAGUCUGGCGGCCUAGCUUACCUCGGAGGUGCUACACAGGGUGGUCUCGCCGUUGCCCUUCGCGAUUUCUGGAAGCGAUAUCCAACUGGUAUUGAUAUCUCGAAUGCUGCUUCGGACGUGGGUCAGAUAACACUCUGGCUAUACAGUCCCUCCGCUGGACCGAUGGAUCUUCGACCCUUCCAUGAUAAAUUAGGGGAGGACACGUAUGCGGAACAGUCAGACGCCCUCGAGAUCACCUACGAGGACUACGAGGAAGGCUGGGACACGCCGUAUGGAAUCGCGCGAACGAACGAAUUAUUUCUGUUUCCGUUCGAUAAUACGCCUCCCGCGGACACCUUAGCUUCUCUGAUCGACUACGCAAACGAACCACCACAGCUCGCCGCGGAACCACAAUACAUACAAGACACAAAAGCCAUCGGGUCUUACUGGGCGACAAUCCCCGACAACUCAUCGGCUGCGGCACAGACAAUUGAAUCGCAUUUCGACUUCUUGAUAAAAUACUACCAAGAUCAAAUCUCUCAACGGCGGUGGUACGGCUUCUGGGACCACGGUGACAUCAUGCAUACCUACGAUACCGAUAGACACACCUGGCGCUAUGAUGUCGGAGGGUACGCCUGGGAUAAUUCGGAACUCUCGCCGAAUCUUUUCUUCUGGAACUACUUCCUGAGAACCGGCAGAGCAGAUGUGUACCGCUUCGCAGAAGCCCACGCAAGGCACACAGGCGAGGUAGACGUUUACCACAUUGGACCAUACAAGGGCUUCGGCACACGACAUGGUGUCGAUCAUUGGAGUGAUAGUUCUAAACAGAUCCGUGUCUCGACUCCUAUCUACCGCCAGGUAUUUUACUAUCUAUCUGGCGGAGAUGAGCGAGUCGGUGAACUCCUCCACGAACUCAUGGAUGCCGAUAAAACCUUCCUCAUCGUAGAUCCGCGCCGUAAGGUCCGCGACCCUAAUAUCACUUAUGUUAUCGAGCCGACUGCUAUAGACCUGGAUCUCGGCCUCGACUGGUCGGGACUCGCUUCGACCUGGUUUAUCGAGUUGGAGAGGCGCGGCUCACGAUGGGAAGAAGCCCGAUCGAAGCUCAACGCGAGCAUGCACGGCAUCGCCGCCCUGAAGAACGGCUUCGUGACAGGGCUCGGCCUCUACAACAUCUACACGGGCGACAUCGCGCCUCCACUAAACGACCCCCAGAACCUCGGCGUCGUGGCCGUCACCCACCUCCCGGCGAGCUUCGGGCUCCCGGAGAUCAUCUCGCAGAUCGCGGACUACCUCGGCGACGACUUUCCCAAGUCCUUCGAGAGCGUCUGGCUGGACUACUGCUACUACUACGGGGCCAGCGCGGCGGAGCAGACGGCGCGGUACGGCGUCAGCUUCGGCAACCUGAACUUGAAGCAGGGGCACUCGCGGCUGACGGCGUACGCGGCCAAGAAGCUCGGCAACUCGACGCUGGCGGCGCGCGCGUGGAACGAGUUCCUGAACACGGACGGCCUUUCGCCGGAUGAACCGUGGGCCACCGAAGCGAUCAACGGAAGCCUGGUCCUGUCCCCGGUCGACGAGGCGGCGUGGCUCGCGACGAACGAUGCCGCGCUUUACGGAUUGGCUGGGAUUGAGAACUUGGCCCAGAUUGCGUAUGCCUUAUAAAUGUAGGUACCUAAUC